AUGGCAAUUGACCGCAAUGUGCGAAGUAUUGAUCUUUAUUUUGUUGACAAUAGGAUGUUGCCUGGUCGUAUCUUAAUCUGCCAAACCCUAGUUGAUUUGAUUCUGGAGAAUUGCGGCUCCGUCCCCAAUUUAGGCAGUGUCGUCUAUUUACCUUGCCUCAAGAAGCUUCAUCUAAUGCGUGUUGGUUUCGAGGCUGACGAGUCCCUUUGGAACCUUAUUUCCGGUUGUCCGGUGCUUGAGGAUUUGCUAAUCAAAUUGUACGUCGAUUUUCGUUCUUGUAAAGUAUCUUCACCGACAGUGAAAAAGGCUCGUGGCCGAUCUUCAGACAAUGUGACCAUUCUGACGAAGCAGGAGAUUAUUGAUUCACUAUCCUCCGUUUCGAUGACCAAAAGAUUCCGUAACUUGGUCAAACUCGAAUUGAUCGGUCAUUGCUGGUUUCUCUCAAAAUUCCAUGAAAAUGCUGAUAAUCUUGAAAUCCUUAUCCUCAAGGAGAUUGUUGAUUCAGUACUCUCUGCUUGGACGACUAAAAGUUUCAACAAUUUAACCAAUCUCGAAUUGACUGACCAUUUCCUUUUACUCUCGAAGUUUCUCGAAAAUUCUGAUAAUCUCGAAUUUCUUUUUCUCCGAGGGGCUGACGGUAAAAAAGUAGAUUGGACGACGGAACCCGAAGAAGUGCCCAGAUGCCUAAUAUCACAUCUUAGAACAAUAACACUGGGUGAAAAUAUCUAUAGUAAGGAAGAUCUGGAGAUUGUAAGAUACCUUUUACGAAAUGGUAAAGUCUUGGAGAGGAUGGAAAUAGCUUGUCCGCUCUUCUCUCAUUGCGAGUUCACCGAUUCGAUGUUCGAUGGAAUCUCACAGUUUGAACGAGGAUCUGAGAAAUGUGAAGUUGUCUUAGUUUUUUUGGUGAUCUGUAUAGCACGUCCGAUCGGAUAUUGA
Messenger RNA from Erythranthe guttata (spotted monkey flower), 936 nucleotides. Its product is annotated as FBD-associated F-box protein At3g52670. Lineage: Eukaryota; Viridiplantae; Streptophyta; Magnoliopsida; Lamiales; Phrymaceae. The record is from RefSeq and is a predicted model, not a curated record.